Molecule: messenger RNA, 8274 nt
Organism: Diachasma alloeum
Lineage: Eukaryota; Metazoa; Arthropoda; Insecta; Hymenoptera; Braconidae
Product: constitutive coactivator of PPAR-gamma-like protein 1 homolog
Exons: 9
Coding region: 315-3239 (974 amino acids)
Cellular component (GO): nucleus
Source: RefSeq, a predicted model, not a curated record
UCCCUCGUUUUUUUACGUUUCGUUCAGUGCGCACACACAAUCACAGAACGCUCCCUCGUCCCAUUCGUGAAUUAUCUGUUUCGACUAUUUAUUGGUAAUGGCCACAAUGAUUCCAACGGACCCAACGUAUCAGGUUGACAAAUCAGAGGGAGGCACCAUGGUCUUCUGAGCUCCAAAACGAUCCCACAGAAAUUACAAUAAAAAAAAAUUAACAGUGAAAAAUCAAGUCAAACAAAAUAAUUACAUGACCACUGUUUAAAAACUCCAAAUUCGAUCACCUAAAAUCCAAAACCAUAAAUUCAAGCCAACGAACAAUGGGGGUCCAAGACUUACAGACAUUUCUGGACAGCAAUUGUGUCCCUGGUGGAGUGGUGCCAGUGGACCUCCUGAAAAUCGCGCGAAACGUGAUCCAACGUCAGCGAAAUCGUCCCAACAAGAACCAAAAUCACUCAAACAUCCUGCGACUGGUGCUGGACGGUGAGUGCUGCUUGGAUCGUCUCUACGGUGGUUACUUCUCGGACUGGGCAUGCGGAGGCCAGUGGAACCGAAUGGUCCAGUUCCUGGCAGUUCUGAUCCAGUCGAUAGAGCUCUCAGGCGUCGAGCUCGUGGUCUUCUUCAACGGCUGCAACGAGGCAGCUAGGCGAGCCGAGUGGAUCCAGAAUCAGCUAAAAAUGCGUCUCAAAGUGAACAACGUCUUGAAACACAUAACAACAAAGGGCACUCCACCCCCGAAGAUCUGGUGGACACCUCCAGUGUGCCUUCGCACAGGUCUCCGCAUGGCCCUUCGUCACCUCAAGGUCUCAGUCAUGUGCAGCAUGGAUGACCACCACCAGGAGGUGAUCGCCUACUGUCGUGAGAACAAUUUCCACGGUCUCGUUGCUGAUGACGCUGAGUACGCCAUUUUCGAUCCACCCAGGUACUUCUCCUCGGAGCAAUUGAAACUCACGUACAAGGGAUCACUGGACAGCAAGGAGUACCUGAUGUCAGAGGUGAAUAAAUCCUUGGGAAUACCAGCAGACAGAUUGUGCAUCCUGGGGGCACUCUUGGGUAACUACAUCCUGACUGAGCACGACCUCGUGGACUUCUACAAGAGACUGAACAUCAGCACAACUGGACCAAACAAAACCAACAUCGAUCAGUCGAUCAAGACAAUCGCUGGGUACGUCAAGGAGCUGCCAUCAGCUGAGAUCGACGUCGUUGCGCAGAAGGUUUUCGGCAGCUUGUCUGAUCCCAGGUGCUCCAAGUUGAGACAGUCCGUCCAAUAUUACAUUAAUGGCACCAAGGAGGGAUUUUUGCAUUACAAUAAGACGGUGAAGGCUGUCAAGGUGCCUAAGCAAGAGGUCAAGCAGCCACCUGUGGUGCAGCAGAACUCUGAGGAGCCAGUGGCAGCGAGUGAAGGUGAAUGUGGAAUUGAGACGUCCAGGUUUGCUUCGGAGACUGUCGAGAGCGAGCGGGAGAGUCUCAAUGCUUAUAAUGAGGCCACUGCCAAUGCCAAAACAGCUCCUCAAAUCGUCAUUGAUCCUCCUGGGGUGCAGGGGAGUGCUGAGGGGGAGGGAAAGGCCGAGGAGGAGAGCAAUGGACAGGUCAAUGGGACGCAUAAUCUAGUUAUUAGCUCGUCGAGCUCGUCCAGUGGUUCUUCAGCCACUUCACCACUGCAUGGGGGCAGCGAGGGGAAGAAGGAGGAGAAACCCAUGAGCAUUCCUACGACUGUUCCUGAGGUCAUGAGGACUGCUUCGGAGAGACACCAGAAGGGGCUCAUGUCACCCCAUAUUUAUCAGAUUUUUAUCAAUGGGGAGAUUAAACUGCCUGUGCUGUUGGAGGAUGAGAAUCAGAGGGAAACACCCUCUAUUCAUCUCAUUUAUCGACCUGUCAGGCAGAUGGUUUAUGCUAUUCUGUUUAAUGUGCAUCAUCGAAUUUACUUGGCUACUAAGGCGAAGGAGAAGAAUGAUAAUGAAAAAAUUGAAGUGCCUGACGUUGUGAUCAAAGAGUGGAUCUGGUCCAAAGCAAAUCCCUAUCUGACUCCUGAAUAUGUAAAAGCCGAGCAGAUUGGAUGGGGAGUACCAACAAUCCAACGCCUCUGGUUUGGCACUGGAAUUGAUGACAAACGACGAAGGCUGAGGGCUUUCCUGACUUGUAUGAAAUCUGACACUCCAUUGAUGUUGAACAUCUCUUAUGUACCUCAACAUUUGUUGGUCAUGGCUUGUGUUCUCAGGUACAUCAUGUCAUUCUCAGACAAGGUAAAAAUUCUACGACGUCAAGAGCUGGAUGCCUUCAUUGCUCAAGCAUUUUCCCCCGAUCUCAUGAAUGCUCAGUACCUCCAGGAUCUUCAGCUACCACUUGUCACAUUCCGUGGAGUUCAGCUGUCAACAUUAUUUAUGGCUGGUGUCGAGACAGCUCUGCUAGCCAACGACGCCUGUGGAGCUCCAAUCCCAUGGCUGAUGUGCUGUCCCUGGCUGUUCUUCGAUGGAAAACUAUUCCACCAUACACUGGCUCGUUCAACAAUGGCGAAGAAUCUGUUGGACCUGUGUGGUGGGCACAUUGAUCGCGUUGUCAAGGUUGAGAGGAUGAGGAAGGCCAUUCUGGAGGGCAUCAAUGUGGUCUUUGCACGUCCACCAAUUACUACAACUGCACCAGGUUUUCGUAUUCCACCUCCAACAGCCACCAACAUUUUACCGGCAGGUUGCACAAUCAACGAGACACUCGUGCGUGGUCGAGUGAACCGCAGCAACAUUCCCCUGAGGGAAUUGAUUCGUCGACCAGUACCAUCACGAGGUGGUCAGUUGGAAAUUGCUGGAGUCGUCGUGGGACAGUGGGGUGCCAACUAUGGCCAGCCAGGAAGAAUUCCCCAGCCAGUGCAUGGGCCACCACGUGGACGAAUGCCACCACAGGCGCCAUUCCCUCGUCUCAAUGCUCGCAUGUUUCAACCAAGAGGGAAUCCUGUUAAUUCUAAUGCUACGAGAGGAAAAAAGACUCAGAUGAAGGCAACAAGCAAGAAGAAGGGUGCCAUCAAGAAGAAUCAGGAGAACACAAACAAGAAUGAAUCUAAGACACGUGAAAUUGUGGAGGAGACAAAUGCUGAUGGAUUCUCAAAACUCUUGACGAAGGAUGCGAACGCUAAGAAGAUCCUUCCAACUCUAGCUCCUCAGUCCGAAGAUAAGCCAAUAAUUGACACUAAACCAGUCGAGAAAGGUCAGGGUGAUGCCCCCCUCGUGGCCCCCCAGCCCCUGAGGGAGAACUAAGUCGCGAUUAGCUCUCGUGAAUAAUUUUUUACAUUAAAUAAAUCUUCAUAAGAAGGAUAAUGCUCUCGGAUGUGACUCAAGACUGCAGCCAUUAUCUUUAUAUGACUAUCGAGCGGUUGUGCACGUGAGUGAUUAAACCUUAAAAACCAGUAUCAACAAUUUACGUUCAUUCGUAUCAACAGUUGCCCUUUCUCUUCAAAAAAUUCAUUGAUUAUUGAUGAUUUUUUUUCUCGAUGUUAUCCCUCAGAAAUUGACUUUCUGGGAUCAAUUAAAAUUUGUUCUUGUUCAUUUUGUAUAGGAUUCGCUUCUCCUAUUGAAAAUAAUGAAAUUUUUUUCUGAAAUUGUUGAGCAAUUAAUAAAAAAUGAAAUGAUGAUCUACAUUUGAUUAGUAUGACGUGAAUUUAGUGUACCAUUGCUCGAUGUGCAUAUAAUGCUCUCUGGUGGGGCCAAAAACUAUUAACUGUUAAGGCGACGACAGCCAGACGCUUUGGCGUGAGAAUUAUUCAAUAAAAUUGAAUAAAUAUAAAGACAAGACGUUAGUUCAGGAAAUUGAAUUAAUAUUAUUACACGACAAUGCCUCUCACUGCCAAAAGUAUCGCCCAUAAUGCAUUGUUAAAGUGAAAAUAAACGAUCGAUGAAUGAAAGAAAAUAAUAAUCAAGAGAAAUAACAAAUGUGACUUUAACUAUUGACAUUUCACCUCCAAUUUUAUCGAUCAAUUGAUCCGUUAAUUCUGGAGUUAAUUUUGGAGAUGAUAAUGAUGAAGAUAGAAAACAAAGUUUAAUGAAAAAUACAAAUCGUCAACUGUUAUAAGUAUUUAAUUAUUAAGGAAGCGUGAUUAUUUUUUUGUAAACACGAUAAAAAUGUAUAUUUUCCGGUAUUAUAUGAAAUGCUCGCUUUGCCCAAUCUUGGUGCCCUGAACCAUCGUAUUUCAUAAUUUGUUAUUUAAUUAUUCGAAUUGUAAUUGUCGUUGGCAAUUACAAUUUAGUGGUGAAUGAUUAGUUGUUAAGACACUGGAACAAAUAUAAUUAAUACGAAUAAUAUGGGAGACCAAGAGGGCAUUAUUGGCGUAAAGAGACUGAUGCUUUUCAUAUAGGUAAAAUAUAUAUUUAUACAUUUAUUAAACGAUUAUUGAACAACGUCUAUUUCUGCGCGUUUCACUGUUUAAUUUUUUCGUUUUGAUUGGGAGAAAAUUACGGGAGUUUGGGAGUAAAUACGCAGAGAUAGACACAGAAGGAUCUCCCAUAUUCACAUUGACUUGAGGGUUUUGAAGAGAAGACGUGAGAACUCUUCAUGUAUUAGGAAAAUUUGAGGGGAGAGUCUGGGGCCUUCACUGGGGAAUUCCUUUGAAAUUGUCCUUUGUUUUUUUUCCUAUUUCGAUGGGAAAAUCUGUGGCUUUCACUGACAUUUUCUAUUUAUAAUUUUUGUUCUUGUAUUUUUGUAUUUGAAAAUUCUGGAAAGAAUUUUUCAAGUGAAAUAUUCAAUCUAAAAAUAUCUUAUGCCCGAAUUUUCAAGGGAUUUUGAUUUUUCUAUACUUGUUAUUAAAAAUUAUAAAAUUUUAUAAUUUUUCCUCAAAUUGUUUAGAGAGGAUAAAGAAGCUACAGUGGGAAACCUUUCAACAUUUAUGCCUAGAAACUUUCCGAAAGUUAGAUAUUUUUUCAAUCAUUUGAGUUUUUUUCUUCCUAAAUUUCUCGGUGGCUUAUUCUCCGAGUUUUGUUCAUUUCUUUUUGCUUCUAAAAACCGGAAAGGAUACACACAACAGAAAAUUUAACCCCAAGACGUUCUUUAGAAAGAAUCUCAACAUAAUUACUUGCAUCAAAUGGACUUAAUCUAUGGGUUUUCUUUCUAUCAGAUUUGUUCAAUUGUUCUGUAAAAAUGUAUGGGAAAAAUGCAGAAUUGUUUUCAGAAUUCAGUGAACAAUGAAGGGAAUUUCAACUAAAUUCCCCAGCAAAAGCAUUAAAAUUUCCUCUCAAAUUUUUCGUACAUGCCUUUAUCGUUUUUUGUUUGUGAAUUGCCAAUGCGUUUGAUUGGAUCGAGGUGCCUGGUUAAGUGAGAAAAAAAAUAACAAAUUUAUGAAGAAUUGUGAAUAUAUUAUUUAUGAUACGUACUAUAUAUCCGUGCUAACGAUAGGAGGAUGUUGAGGGGGAUCAGUCUACGGAUUUAUCAUUUUUUAAUUCGCAAAGGGCAUGACUGUGUAAAUAGUUGAAUGUGUGAGUGAUUUUUUUUUCUACCUGGGGUGGUGAGAGGUAACUAUUGUGUGUACAUAUUUAUUUGCUUGGGUAUAUUGAUGAGGUAGAUGACAAUGUGUGACUGGUGGGUUUAAUAGUUAGGGGGAUGUAGACGAUGGCAUUAACGUAAUUUCGUGGGAAGAACCUGGAGAAUGAGUAAUCACUUGAAGAAAUGUUUGUUUCUCCACUCGUGAUGGGGUAAAGUCGUGAUAACGCCGUUAAUUGAGAUAAUAUAGAAAGAGGUUCAAGAUUGAUAAAAAAAUAAUGUUAUAUUUUUGUAGAUUUGUUAUUGCGUAAUAUGCAUUGAGACAAUGAGACAUUUUCUACGACGUAAAGGGAUGUACAGUCGUUGAGAGGUGAUUUGAGUGAAUGAUGAUUUGAGUGAAUGAUUCGUAACGCAAAAUGGGAGCCUCGAAAUAGAAAAAAAAACCUAUUGAUUUGAUAAGAGAAAUGAAAAAAGGCAACACUUCAUUCGUCAACUUCGAUAAUUCACGUUUAAUUCCGGUAUUUUUGGGAUACUGAUGAAUAUGAGAAAAUGAUAUCAUUAUGCUGAUAAUGAUUGUAAUAGGGAAAAUUUAUGCCUGGAUUGUGCUCACAAGACACUUGGAUAUUUAUUCCAGUCUUUUCAAAGCAUUUUGACAUAAUUUUUUCUUAAUAAUCUUCAAAUGAGAUACUAAAAAUACGUAAAUGAUUACACAAACCAAUGUUGACAUAGCACUGCAGAAAUCGUCUGAUUAACUGAUGGAAGAUAUGAUGAUGAUAAAUGGUCAAUGUCGUUAAUGAUCAGUCGAUAAAAAAAAACUUGAAACAUUUUAAAAACGUAAACGCAAAUGUGUGACACUAAAAAUGCACUCGCCGCUGCAACCACUUUCAUUUUAGAAGCGAUGAAAAUACGAGAUUAAUGAAAAUGUCGGAGAAUCAUUUUCGUAUUGACGUGGAAAAACGAAAUCAUUUCAAUUGUGAGUGGUUUCAGGUGAAAAUGCCAAGCGGAAAAACUUGUUCUUUCACAUUUUCCCCUGAAAUUAUUACGUUUUACUACUUCGCUAGACAUUUAAAAAAUCGUAUCAAUGAAUUGAUAAAAAUCAAACUAAUCAACAAAACAUAAAUUGAUACAUACCUUUGGUCCAGCUGUGGCUGAACGACAAUUUACCAAAAAAAAACAUUAACGGAUUUUAUUGGUUGAAGUAAAAAAAUGGAAAUGCAGAAAAAUUCACAUUUUUAAAGCACUGAGCCAAAAAAUUCGUGAAAUAAAAUGAAAAAUUAUAAAAUAUUCAAAGAGUAGAGCUGAAAAAAAUAGAAAACAAAAUGAUUAAACGGCAUGUAAUACAAAAAACGUAAGAAAAUUGGGUGCGCUAAAAUUGCGCCUGCUUUAUUUGUUGUAGCAUACUGGGACCCACAAAAAAUAAAAAUAAAUGAAAGAAAAAAAACUUAUCUAACAAUUCAAUUAUAACUGUAAACACGUUGAUGAAAAAAAAUCAUAAUCUCUAUAUACUGUAUUUUAACUAUGUAAAACUCCAUUUUCAAAAUAUUAUGCAUCAUGUUGAAAGAGAAAAGAAAAUGAGAAAUAUAAAAAAAAUAUUAAAAAAGUAAGUAAUAACAAAAAAAGAAUGUAUUCUGGUGCAGAGAGAGAAAAAUAACUGGAGUGUAGUGAAAUGCUUCGCAAGCAAAUUGUAGUUCGUACCGCGGGAUGACACUUAUAAUCCCAUGAUGUUAAAAAUAUUAUUAUUACAAUUUUUAGCAGCAAUCGCCCUCCUAUUUAUUUCCAAACUGUUAAAUGUUUUCAUAUUUUGAGAGAAAAAAAUCUCAAUGGUCAUUUUUUCACUAGAUUUACCCCUGAAAAUGUGUAAUUUUCUCAUUAUAAUUUGAAUCAAAAAUUAUUUACCCCUCAGUCACUCAAUUCCUUCAUUACUAUGCAAAAAAAACAAGGGAUAAUUAAUGAUGAUUCAAAACAAAUUAAUAAUCGAAACCCAGAAAAUAAUUAGGGAAAAUGAUAAAAUUCACGAAAUAUCCAGUAGCAAAUUGUGCGGAUUUUGAAAACUGAAUUUGAAGGGAUUUAAAAUGAGAAACACUAUCCAUGUAGAAUGAAGCGCACGUGGGUCCCAUUAUUAUAAUGUUCUUAAUGAAAUAGUAGAUAUGAAAAUGCAAAGAUAAAAAAAACAAAGCAAUUUAAAAACAAAUUUCUGCAAUUGUUUAUUUUUUUCUCUUUAUUAGCAGAAUAAAAAAAAUACAAAACGAACAUAUAUUUACGCAAAAGCCAAGCAAAAUGUUAUUGUAAGCUAUUAUCAAUUAAUCAUUUGUGUUUAACUAAUUCUCCAUUGAAAUAAGAUUAUUGUUUCAAUUAUUACUUUAUUUGCGAUGAAAUAAGUGCUGUAAUUCUGCGGUCCAGAGUCUACUCUAAUUCAGUGAAAAUAAUUCAAUUUAAAAAAAACAUGAUGGUUUGUGAAAAAUGUCGAUACACGUGAGCUGUAAAAUCUCCAACAUUUUUUCAAUUUAAAUGAAUGAAAAAUAAGAUUAAUUCGUGUCUUGAAAAACACGACUGAGCAAAUCUGAGAGUUCUCUGGCAAUCGCCUUCAGACACAAACAUAUAUAAAAUUUCACAUCAUUAAUAACAUUUAUUUAUCCCAUAGAACGUAUGUGUGCACAUAGGCGUUAAUUCGAGCAAAGAGAGGAAAAAUUCAUUUUGAAUUAAAUAGAAAUGAAAGAAAAUUACCACAAUUAUCCGCUGAUAACCGAAAGUAUUGCAUAGACUCUGCAUAAACUCGAAUGAAUUUUGGGGAGGAAAUAAAUGAAAGAAGAAUUGUAUGUGUAA